UACUCGCGAUUGUUCUUGUGCAAUCAGCAUUUAUAUAUUUCGAGUAGAGAAAAGCGGAGAGUCAAAAUUAAAAAAAAUUGUUUUUGAUACUUUCGACGAGAUUGCCGAACGUGUUGUCCUAUAUCUGUGCUUGUUCAUGUUCACUCGUUCGAAUAUUUAGUUAAUUUCCGAGAUGAGACAAGAGAGGAACCGAUAAUGAUAGAAAAGUGCUGACGCUGGCUUCUAAUCUUGUCUUUCAUUAUUCGAUCGAGAAUCAUCAAUCGACUCCGUUUUGCUCUCGCUGCCGGUUGCGUUCUCGCGUGCGGCCUUAUCUUCAUAAAGUGAAAAAAAAAAAAAAGAGGUUAGGACAGUUCGUGUGCGUUCUGCACGGCGAUCGCGACGGCGAAGGAAAAAUGGCAAGAUUGAUCGCCCAGAUUAGCAGGUGCGCGAUAAAAACCGUCUCGCACGAUUUGCUCCAUACAGCUGCCAAGUCGAAGAUAGCCCUUGCCGUAGUGCGAUCCAUAACCACAACUCAGUACUUGAGAGAUGAACGAUGGUACACCGAUAAGCACGAAUGGAUAACAGUAGAUGGCAAAAUCGGCACAGUCGGUAUAUCGGAUUACGCGCAGGAUGCUCUCGGAGAUGUGGUGUACGCGCAACUUCCUGAUAUAGGAUCGACAAUCAAGAAAAAUGAGGAAUGUGGAGCUCUAGAAUCAGUGAAGGCAGCUUCAGAAUUGACAAGUCCGGUCAGUGGGAGAGUCACAGCGAAAAAUGAGGCAGUUGAAAGUAAACCCGGGAUAAUUAAUAAAUCUUGUUACAAAGACGGUUGGCUAUUCAAAGUAGAGUUAAGCGAUUCAGACGAGCUCAAGAACUUAAUGAAUGAAGAGGCUUAUAAUGUGUUUUUAAAAUCAGAUGCGCAUUAAAUCUAGAAAUCUAAUGCCAAAAAAUUUUCUUCAAAGUAGAAUUUGAAGCAAUUGCAGAUUAUAAUUUCAAGAACUAUAUUCUUUU
Trachymyrmex septentrionalis is the source of this 987-nucleotide messenger RNA. It is a transcript of the gene ppl, whose product is annotated as glycine cleavage system H protein, mitochondrial. Bases 393 to 902 code for a protein of 169 amino acids. The transcript is spliced from 3 exons. Gene Ontology annotation, biological process: protein lipoylation; glycine decarboxylation via glycine cleavage system. Lineage: Eukaryota; Metazoa; Arthropoda; Insecta; Hymenoptera; Formicidae. The record is from RefSeq and is a predicted model, not a curated record. Gene Ontology annotation, cellular component: cytoplasm; mitochondrion; glycine cleavage complex.